AUGUAUGCCCGAUGUGCAACAUGUAUCUUGAACAAGUUUUCACAAAAUAGUCAGGCUUCAUGUUGUUUUAGAGAGCGGGCUUAUGAAAUGUUUAUGCAUGGCUACCACUCAUACAUGACAUAUGCGUUCCCAGCUGAUGAACUUAUGCCUCUUUCGUGUCGUGGUCGUGUACGAGGAGUUACUCCAAGUCGCGGCGAUGUCGACGACUGUCUUGGAAAGUAG
Messenger RNA from Cylicostephanus goldi, 222 nucleotides. The record is from the annotation of a GenBank genome assembly. Lineage: Eukaryota; Metazoa; Nematoda; Chromadorea; Rhabditida; Strongylidae.